AUGAAGGUCGUUAUCUUUGGGUCCAGUGGUGAUCUCGCAAAAAGAAAGCUCUUUCCUGCUCUUUCUAGAAUAAAUCUAGAGGACGUUGAGGUUGUUGGAUAUGCAAGGACUAAGUUCGACAUUGAAUUUUCUGAGGUUCUUGAGGAAGUUGGGAACUAUUCUCCAGAAUUCCUCUCGAGAGUUGCCUAUAUCAGAGGAUCCUAUGACGACCUUUCGAAGCUUAGAGAUAUUGUAGACUCUGAGACUGUGCUGUAUUUUUCUGUGCCACCUUCUGUUUACACUUGCUUGUUUAGAGAGAUAUCGAAACUUGAUUACAAGGUAGUUGGAAUUGAAAAGCCAUAUGGAGAAACUAAAGAGUCCUUUGAGAAGAUAAAGGAGUUUGAUCUGAGCCGAGCCAAGUUUAUUGAUCAUUAUCUUUUGAAGCCACUGGUGGUGGUGAUGCCUGGGAUUAUAAGGGAGUCUAAAGCACUUCAAGAGGUUAUGGAUAAUAAGCAUGUGAAGACUGUUGAAAUAAUAUCAAAGGAGGUUCUUGGGGGAGAAGGAAGGAGCUACUUCGAUAAAAAUGGGAUUAUAAAGGAUAUAGUUCAAGGACACAUGGCCGAACUCCUCGGGGUUAUUGCUUCUGAUGUGACGGAGCCAUCAAGAACCAUGGAGGCAUCGGAAAGGCUAAAAGUAUUCAAGGAAUGCACCAUUGACAUUGAAAAAUGUCUUUACGGGCAAUAUGAUGAUUACAACAAGGAGAUCCACAGGGAUUCAAGUACGGAGACGUUUUGUAUGAUUCCUAUAAACAUAAGCUCACCUCGAUGGUCUAAGGUUCCCUUUAUUAUUGUUGCAGGAAAGGGGAUGAAUGAAAAAAGAACAGAAAUAGUAAUUGAGUUCAGAAGAGAUGCAUUUGCAAAAUGUAUCGACCUUUUCUGUGGGGAUCAACCUUCCGGCAGGACCGUCCAUACUAACGAAAUAGAAGCUGUGAGGCUGGUUUUUAACAUUUAUCCAGAGUGUGAGGUGUUUCUGGAAGUUCUCGUUGGAUCAGAUCCUAUUAGGCAUGUUCUACAUGAUAAGAAGAAUAUUAAUGAUCUAAUGCAUGAUAGUCAUGGAGAAUACCAUGACUAUGAGAUCAUCUUUGACAGCCUCAUAAGAGACAAGGAGUUCAGCAGUGUAAGUUCCCAUGAGGCAGAGGUUUUGUGGAAUGUAUUUGAUUCUAUAUUAUCUAUUGACAAAGGAGACGUGCUAUUCUACUACUCUAAGGGAAUUGAUAUGCCAAAGGAAGCUGAGGAAAUGAUCAGGAAAAUUAAAGAUCAUUAG
Molecule: messenger RNA, 1302 nt
Organism: Encephalitozoon romaleae SJ-2008
Lineage: Eukaryota; Fungi; Microsporidia; Unikaryonidae
Product: glucose-6-phosphate-1-dehydrogenase
Exons: 1
Coding region: 1-1302 (433 amino acids)
Biological process (GO): pentose-phosphate shunt, oxidative branch; glucose metabolic process
Molecular function (GO): NADP binding; glucose-6-phosphate dehydrogenase activity
Source: RefSeq, a predicted model, not a curated record